AUUUCUGCUCCAUAUAAUUUAACAACGUCAGUUUUAGCGAUAUUAAAUGAUAAAUACAUCUAUACACAAAAACCAAACAACGGCUGAAUUUAGAAAAGAUCGUAUAGAUAUGGACAUAUUUUAGAUACGUCUAUAAAAUACGUCAUGCAUCUUUUGUUAAAGUGAAACGUAACUUACGAACCAUCCUUGCCACCUUGGUUUGGCAGAAAUGUGAAUAUGCACGUUUAGAACAUGUGGUGCGGCAAACGAGUCGUGUAAACGAAAUAUUUGCUUUAUGUUACUAUUCAUAUCCGAGAACCAUGAGAAGCAUUUGACCCGCGUGCAAAUUUGCCGGCGGUAUCAAUCAAAUAAACAAACUUUGAUUAAUUAGGGCAUAUUAUUAGUGUCUAGCAUGAAUCGAGUGUGACGAUGGAAAUAGAUUACGUAGUUAGACCCAGAAUUUCACACCGUUUGUCGGAACAACUUUAGGCACUUUCAUUUUAUAACUUUCAUAUAAUAUUGAUUUUUCAUUGUUUCGAUUAUGGUGAUUUAACUUUGUGGUCAUUAGCUUCCAGUGUUCUAGAAAAAAAACUUUCCGACCAUAGGGUAACAGAGGUAUUUUGGCCACUUCAUAUAUUUUGGCCCACCUAACAAACUUUAUGGAUUUAACUAAAGUUAAGUAACCCAUGUUGCAUCAAUUUCAAGCUACUCACAUUAAAUUAUCUAUUGCGGAAGGGGUUUUCAAAAAUAUUACAACAUUUGAUGGAUAUUUUUAGAAAGUGGGCUAAAAUCAAAUAAAUCCUAAAGUGGACCAAAAUACGUCGUCCCUAUAUGUGGGAUUGGCAGGCUGGAUUUAAGGCGUAGAUUAAAGGCUUAUAAUCCGUCAUGCUUAUCUCCAUCUAAAUCAGAUUAUUUGAGUAAAAUUAUCUUAAAUUAUGGCAGACCCUGUCAGCUUGGAGAAGUCGUACUUAUUGUGACACCAGAUUUUUUGAUGAAUUAUUCGCUUUACAAUCAACAGAUUAUGCAGCAAUCGGAGUAAAUACUUCAGCUAAGAAGCGGUUGCAUCGCAAAAUUUGAGCAAAAACUUAUUUUCCAUUAACUAGUGUAAAUACGUCUUUCUAAUUUAUGUGUAUAUUAAAAAUCGAUGAAACUCCCAAGUCGAUAGUUUUCGACAUCUCAGGCUCUGGAAACCGAAAACCUAAAGUGGUAUAACCAAAAUUUACGUAUGCAUCAUCUAAUCAGCUUCAAAACAAUUUUCGAAGAUGUACUUAUUUUGAGUUGUGUUUUUAAGAUUCGUACCUAUUUUGAGGCGAUCCGUAUAUGACGGUAGAAAAUUUUAUCACUCAUCAUUCCAUGAGAACUUAUGAACUCAUUUAACCUUUCAUAUGCGUCUAGAUGAUUUUAGCGUCGUCACUUUAUAUGUUCGUCGAGUACGCAAAAUGCCUGUAUGUAUGUAACAUUUUUGUCUAAAGACCUAUGGAUAAUUCUUGGAUUUUAUCUUUAUCCAACUUCCGGUUCUGGAAUUAUAAUUAAAUUUAAAAAAUGAAUAGGUAUUUUUCAGAAAGGAUCAUGUAAAGAGCAGUAAUUUUCAUGAAAUUGAACUUAAAAACUCUUCAUAAUUGCUUUGAGAACUACUCCAAUGCAUAGGUAUUAACGCGUAUUAUGGUCUCAUACAAAACAUCUGAACUAUAUCUGGAUUCUACUUCCGGUUGAGUGCUCAAACCUUCACAACGUUGUUCAGAGCGACGAAUAUUUUAUUUCAAUUUAUGAAUCAUGUUUAUUGCUGGUCAUUAGAACUGACUUUGGCUACACCGGCCCCCAGAUUCUGUUUUCGGAAGUAUCGAAUGUAGUUAGUAUAUGCUCCAGAAUUGAACUCACUAACUUUUUCACUGUUUUGAUUUUCACAGAAUAAGGUUAAAAUGAAAAAUUUUAUGCGAAUCCGACUUCCGUUUCGUGGAUUACAGAUUGAUAAGUGCUUAACGUUUUAAACCUAUGCUAAGAGCAACGAAGCAGAAAACGUUACACAGAAUUCUAAAUUGGGCUCAAAACUGGUCCAAUUUGUAAGUUAUGUAGUUUACCAUCAAACGAACCGACUUCGACUAUACCGGUCCCCGGACUCCAGUUGCGGAAGAACCGGAAAAGAUGGUCAAAAUCACCAAUAUGAAACUCACUGGGAUAUAGACUGUGUUGACUGUGUAGACAUUUACCAACAGAGUUUCCGUUCACACAGAAUUAUCUGUAAUGUACUGAUUUGUAUACGUCCUUGAAGAUUUCAUGCAGGAUACCAAUUUAAUAUAUGUAUAUGGCCAAAACUACUUACAGAAUUGUGCCUACUUCUCAUCCUCCAACGAAAUACAAAAUCGAACCCACGUUUUGUUACAAUAUUUACUUUCUUUUGGCCUGCCGCCACUUAAUUUCGCGUGAAAAUUACCAGCACAUUCAAAAAUAGCCUUGAUGACAACAAAUUCAAUUAAUAAUUAACUUUUUGAACAUUCCAUGCGGAAGACUAACUAAAAGGAAUAACAUAAAUAUUACAAUUAUGUAUAUACCAAAAACCAAAAAUCGGUUUCACGUGCCUGAGAAGUUAUUAUCAACGUAAUUUGGGGGGUAUUUUACAUAACAUAGUGUUUGUACCGAUAGUAAAUAGUUCGCACAGUUCAAUAUACGUGGUACUAGUGCCUCACGAAAAUUUAUUUUUUGAAGAAUUUACUUAUAGUGUCAUGUCUGUUAGUCUGUGGUAUUAUGGUCCCGUGCAAAACUCCUGAACAUUAUUUGGAUCCGACUGCGGUCCCAAAAUUAUACGAUAAUUGCUUGAAAUUUCAAGCACGAUGCAAAAAUUGUAAAUAAUCUUCUCAAUUUGACUAAAAACUAAUUUGUUGGUCAUGUUAGUUGAUGACAUACGAACCGACUUCGACUAUACCGGUUCUAGCAUUUAUUUUCCGGAAAUUUCCCAAAAACAAGAACUCACUUCGUUUUCUCAGAUAUGGCUUAACCGAUUUGAAAACUGUCAUUCUUAUCAAAUCAACACCUUGUUAUUGAACUGUUCUUGUGAAGCAAGAUUUUAGUAUUUUCGUUAACUUUCAUGGAAAAUCGGAAAAUUUGCAUACUCCCAAGAGAUAUUCAAUUAACAAUACUGAUUUCUUGAUAAAUGUAAAUCGAUAGUGCAAUGCUGAAUUGUCGACAUUUGUGACACGCGAAUAGCAUUUCUAACAAGAGUUUGAAUUGGAGGAAAUUCUUCUCCAACGUGCGCUUGAUGCUAAAAUUAGCUUCAAUCAAGUUCGACGAUCCAUCCAACAACUUCCGAGAGUUGCUGCGUGAGUCAUGUUUGUCGUCAGCAUUUUCUCGUCACCACUUUUUCUCGUUUUCGUCACAAGAUUUUCCCAAGACCAGUGCCACAAACAGAUACACUCACGAAUGUACUUAAAAUACAGCUAUAUUUAUAAAAAGCGUUUUCGAAAAAUCACAAUAUUUGUCUACGGCCGCAGGAAUCAGUGAAUUUUCCGCCUGCCGACAGAGCGGAUACGCGAUUUCGCAGCUUGGGCGAUAGUUAGAAGUGGUGAUGAAUUUUCUGUUGAGAUUGCUUCUGUUGAACACUGUCUAGAAUCCAGUUAUGAUGCGUGAUUUUCAUGUUUGCUGGUUGAAUACUGACAUGGGAAAUGAUGUGUGAAGACGAUCGUGAGAAGGUGAGGAAAUCUAAAUUUUCUUGCACAAACAGUAAAGCGCGGUUUUCAAAAGUGGAAUUGCUUUGUCUGGAAUCGAUGGUGCGCCGCGAGCAUUAAUAAGUGUGGCAUUUCUAAAAAUGUACUGCAAAUCUUUGUUCAAGAGGUGAGAUUCGAGCGUGCGUGUGGUGCGCGACUGUGAAAGGUUGGCAUAAUGCACAGCCUACGCAAAUCGAGUGGAUAAGUGCAACGGAUGUGAAUUUAGGAAGCUUAAUUUCACGAAUGCCCGAAACAACGAAAUUCAAAUAAGUGUGAUCUGUCCCGAACGAAAACUGCUGAGAGUUCGGUCAAUCGUUAAAUGUUUGAACAUAAGGCGAAUAGAAGUGAGCAUUCUAAUAAUAUUGUACACGCCAUGAUAAACCAGUAAUAUCAUUAGGUAAUUUGAAUAAUGACAUCUCUAAGGAAAGUCUUCUCGGCAUAAUAUGAACCAAUCCGAUGGCGAAAAAUCUCUAAGUAACGAAAGAAAGAAAAGUUUCAACCGGAAACGGAUUUUGAUAAACAAAAAUGUUCCAGAUUCUCGAUCGUCAGUUUCAGGUAGUGGUGGAUUACAAUCUUUUUUCCGGUGGUUUCGACGAGAUGACGUACGCAUCCAAAAGGAAGUUUCCGAAAUCCAAACUAAAUGGCAACAAGUGCAACCAGAAGCUUCUAGUAGUGGUGUGACAAAAACGUCAACAGGAUCUAUUGAUCGAGAAAAGGGUUCUUUCGAUACGAUAAGUCAAAAUCAGAGCACGGGAACUCACAGUACGUCGCCAAGCCCUGGUCCAGUAAUAGAUUAUAACAGCCUAUCAAAAAGCUCAAGUUGUGAUAGCAUUUUAAGUACAGCAACAGACGGAUUUGCAUUUGUACAACCUACCUGCUACGAACCUAUUGGGACACAAACUGAACGCGUGAUCAAUCCGGGACCGUAUACCGAUAGCUAUAAACGGCGUGUUGCACAAUGUGAUCGUAUGCGGGAACAGGAUACCAAACAUGAAUUGACUUUGCGAAAGAAAUACAAUCUCUUUUCUAGUUUGCAAGCAACAGGUGUACUGAACAAUAAAGACGUUACACUUACCAGAAAACAACAAAGCCCUCAGUACACGGAUCUAAGUUUACCGACUACGACUAAAGAAAUUCCACGAAACGUGCAUGAUAACGAUAAAGAUGAAUUAGUAGGUGCUGCAACCAGAAAACAUCGACGGACAGUCAGUGAUAGCUCAAAGGACAAAAAAGCUGGUGCCUAUGUUCAUGUUAAAGGCAAACGUCGUGCGCCACAGCCACCUCCAUCGAUUUCAAGUGAUAAUUCAAACACUCUGACGAAACCAGCUAGCAGUGGUUUUUAUACCAAUUCAAAGUGCGGAACAUUAUCUCCCUCGUCUACGUUAUCGAGGAAAAAGAGACCAGCUCCGUUGCCACCAAUGUCUUCAAACUCAUCAUUCUUAAAUGAAGCCAUUUCCAAUACCAGUUUAUUAGACGAUAAAGAAAUUCGAGCUAUAAUCGAAGGGACGUCAAUACCGAAAACGCCUGAUCCCGUUAUGCAUAAUAGAACGACUCCACUUCCGGGAAUAUCUGAAGAAAGAACCCCGGGAGGCUUAACGGAAGAGCAGAAGCAACAGUUGAUCGAUAAUAUCCGAAGGGUUCAAGCUCCACCAGCAACUGUAGGCUCUUUGUCAACAAGCAAAUCAGCAUCAACGUUUAUGCUCACCAAUAACGAUGUCAUGAAACUGGAAGAAAUUUUCACGUCCACCAACGGGACACGAUCACCAAUUCAUGAUUACUUAUAUGCGGAAGCGAUUGGUGGUGUAAGUAAACCAGCAUCUCCUAUUUCACCGAGACCGUGGUACAAGCGACCAAUUUCCGGUGUUAAACAUCAGGAAAGUUCACUUCCUUUCAAAAAAGACAUAAUUUUGAAAACCAUUGACAAACGGAAAUCAAGAAACAAGGACAGCAAUGAUCUCCCGGAGGUUGGAUAUUGCAGGAAUUCAAUAAUAGACCCUACGCACAGCCAUGGUAGUGGUCCAAGAUUCAAUUUGUUUUCAAAAAUAAUUGAAAAAUCUGACGAUAUAAAACGACGGGAAAAGGAUAGCGAAAAGCGUAAAUCAGGCUUCGGUAUACCAAGUAUAAGUGAACUUGAUCGAGAAGCAGCGGAAAUAAUAAAUAAGGAAAAUGCUUCUAAAGCAGUAGAUUUCCCAAACGAGAACAAUAUUUAUUUUUCAGCUCCAGAACAAUUAGUCAAAAGGAGUCAAUCAUUUGCAAAACGAUCCGAGUGCGACACGAUUGAUCCGACCGAUCAACCAAAGUCAGCAAAGGCAUUAAUAUCAAAAUUCGAAGCAAACUCAGCUAACAUUAGCAAAGUCAUAUUAAAUACUUCGUUUAUUCCCAGUAAGGAUUAUUUUGGAGCAGAUAAACAAAAGAUUUCAUCGACAGUAACUCAAGAACAAAUAACUUCUAACGUCUCUGAACAACGUGAUACCGACAAAACAACCGAUGACAAGUAUAUUCUUGGUUUGUGGUCAUGUCCGUACUGCACCCUAGAAAAUCCCAAUUGGAGGAUAAUUUGUGAAGCAUGUGAACGUAUUAAGCCUUAUGAUAAACUUAGCAUAUUGGAGGAACCGCCUUUAAGACCAAAUUAUCCGCUUAAAAAACCUAUAUCUGACAUUAAAACAACUUAUCGACAACCUUCGACUGACGAAUGGGACAAAAAGACUGAACGCGUGCUCAAGUACUUCAUGCCUAAAACUAACCCAUCAGGGUGCACUAGUACGACAGGUAUGUUAGACUCAUCAAAAAAAUCAUUCGGACAAGCCAAAAUGCUUGCUUCGCCAAAAAUGGGGGUAAAGAGCCUAAUUAGUCGGGUUUCUUUUGAAAAACAGAACGGUAUUAAAAACGAUAAUGGAAGUACAGACAUCGAAAACUCUAAAAACAAGUUUGAUGAUGAAAAACUAAAAGAAAAUAGAACUGAGACAGCAUCCGUCAGCUCAGUAGAUCAAUCACGGUCGGUUUUCGUAGAUAUAGAUGAAGUACGUAGUGCAAGAAUAGCUAGAUUUAGCACACAUCUCGAGGAGGAAGUCAGCAAUGAAAGAUCGACAACAAAUUUCAAUGUUAAACAAGUGCAAAAUAUGGACGAAGAAGCACUGGAAAUGGAAAAACUGAAAUUGCGGGAAAUGAUACGUACGAUGAAUGCUAAAGCAUUAGCCGACAAAUAUCCUGUCCUUCAAAAACCACCCGUUAGUAAUCACCAACCAAAACGAGAUUCGCCGUUGGUACAACGAAAAAAUGGGUUUAUAUCUUCUAUUCCUGUUUGUACUAAGAGUCCCAAAUCUUUGCGAAAAUCUAGUCCAACAGCAAUUCAAAGAAAUUUACCAACAACCGAACAUUCACCGGUUGUAGCUGAACCUUAUAAGUUAGGAGCAGUUAAGAAAACUUUUCUCAAGAAACCGGACGAACUUAAGCCAAAAUUAAAAUCAAACGAAUCAAAAAUUAUUAAUCAAGAAAUAAAUAAUUUGCUGCAACCUUUAAAAGUCGCAGAAACAAUUGCUUCACUUAAUGAUUCCACUAUGGUGCUGAAUAACGAUGCAAAAUGUCCGCUAGUUGAAGCAGCUGUAAAUUUAUCCGAUCAUCAAAAUGAAAAAGUCCGCCAAAUAUCAAAUCAACUUCGUUCUGCUCAAGGUGUGAAAAACUUUAGGAAUACUCUCAAAAAUAACAGUACGUCAUUGAACAGAACCAGUACCAUCGCAAUCAAUAAAUUAUUGAGAAACCUCGAGAUGGCCAUUGGAGAAGGAGCUCAUGAUCGAGCAGCCAAGCUAGCAAUGGAUCUUGCAAAAAUGAAGGUAUCUCUUACCGUUACGCGGCAGAGUUCGAAUGAUUCCGACACUGGUUCAUCAAGCAGUUUAACUGAUAUUAGCAUUACCAUAUUCAUAAAUGACAAAAACAGUCAAAAGGGUCCUUUAAAAGUCAGUGUCUCGACUACUAUGACCAUCGCGCAACUGAAAGACAAAAUUUGCCGGGACUUUGGAAUACCUGUUAACGUUCAACGAUGGAUGCAUGCCGAUCAGCCAUUAUCCAAUGAACAGAAAACGCUUUCCGAUUAUGGCAUGUGUGAGAAUGACCGUGUUUUAUUUCUUUAUAUAGUAAGCGAGAUUGCAAAACAUACGAAGUCAUCUUCCGAAGACAUUCUUGGAAUCCAGGUAAAAGAUGAAGACAAAAGUGGAUCAAAACUAACUGUACAACCUCAGUUUAGUCAAGCAGAAUCAAAAAUUUUAACUGUAUCCGAUUCCGAUGGGGAAUGUUCGGAUACACAAAAUGAGUAUCAAAUUGAUGAUGGGUCUAGUUUUGGAGCAAUGGCCCUGCCGACUAUCGUUGAAGAUAGAACAUCUCAACAGGAUAUUAAAAAUGGCUGGACUUGUCCACUAUGUACUCUUAUAAAUCCACCGAAUCGUCCCGGGUGUGGAGCGUGUUCCGAGGCUAGACCAACUACGUAUAUGCUUACUUCUCGCAAUUGUAUGUCAAGUAGCACAGUUGCGUUACCGAAACCAAUAAGUGUGCAAAUGAGAAACGUUUCCAAAGAGCAACGAAACGAUCUAAACCGUGUGUCAAGUAAUCGUAAAUCUUCUGAGGUUUUCAAUAUUUUCUUAGACGAAAAAAAUUCAUCGGAAUCACAUAAAAAAACGAAUCAACAAUCGAGCACUACGGAAUUAUUGACGACCAGACAUAUUCAGAUACCAGAACAAAAGAACAUUGUAAUGACCGCCUUCACUAGUCCAAAUAUCACGCGGAACAAAUAUCGAGGAGUAGAUAAUUUCAAUCCUAAUUCGUAUAAUGUUGGUCCAACUAGUACCUCUAAAACAGAUGGUGCUGUAAUCACUACCGCCAGUCCUAUUGUCAGAGCAGUGUUACUCAAAAACGGUGCUAAUAAACCGGUCAAAUUUGGAAGAAAUGGUUUAGUGAUACCUGAUGAUGAUCGUGAUGUCACUAACCACUACAUGGAAUUAGUUAACCUCGAUGCAGCAGAUCUUAUCGCCAACGUAGAUCCUUUCGAGUGCCCCAUAUGCUUCGAAUAUUUCAAAGAAUACGAAGGAAUCGUAUUACGUGAUUGUUUACAUUCAUUUUGUAAGGAAUGUUUGGUUAAUACUAUCAACUACAGUGAGGAACCGGAAAUUAGAUGCCCAUUUAUGAAUGAUACAUACAGCUGUGAAAGUGUUGUGCAGCAACGGGAAAUCAAAGCUUUGGUGUCCAAAGAAAUGUACGAAGUUCAUUUAGCGAAAUCUAUUCGUCAGGCUGAGAGUAAACUUAACAAUACAUUUCAUUGCAAGACACCGAACUGCCGCGGUUGGUGCAUUUAUGAAGAUAACGUCAAUCAAUUUAAAUGCCCUGUCUGCACAAUUGUAAAUUGUCUUACAUGCAGGGCGAUACACGACGGACUUGACUGUAAGCAGUAUCAAGAUCGAAUGAAGAGUGACUGUGAUACGAACAUCGAAGCGAAACGAACCAAAGACAUGUUGCAAGAAAUGGUAGAAAAAGGAGAUGCACUGAAGUGUCCUACGUGUCAGGUAGUAAUGAUGAAAAAGUGGGGAUGUGACUGGUUGAAAUGCAGCAUGUGUAAAACGGAAAUCUGUUGGGUAACACGUGGACCGCGCUGGGGUCCUGGCGGUAAAGGAGAUACUAGUGGAGGUUGUCGUUGUGGAGUUGAUGGAAAAAAGUGCCAUGUAGAUUGCAACUACUGCCAUUAGCAAGUUAGAAAUGACUUGCAUUGUAUUAAAAGUAAUAUAAACCAAAGAUAGUGUUUCCAUAAUCUUCUAUAUAAGGUGAAACACACGAUCGCUGCUCUAUAAUGUGUGUAUAAUGAGUAAGAAAAAUACACUGUAUGAAUUGAUCAGAAGGAAUUCUAUGAGU
Messenger RNA from Malaya genurostris, 9569 nucleotides. RefSeq lists its product as uncharacterized. The record is from RefSeq and is a predicted model, not a curated record. Gene Ontology annotation, biological process: proteasome-mediated ubiquitin-dependent protein catabolic process; protein linear polyubiquitination. Gene Ontology annotation, cellular component: LUBAC complex. The transcript has 8 exons. Bases 4121 to 9406 code for a protein of 1761 amino acids. Lineage: Eukaryota; Metazoa; Arthropoda; Insecta; Diptera; Culicidae. Gene Ontology annotation, molecular function: ubiquitin binding; ubiquitin-protein transferase activity.